This is a messenger RNA of Diprion similis, 2124 nucleotides long. Its product is annotated as U2 small nuclear ribonucleoprotein auxiliary factor 35 kDa subunit-related protein 2. Gene Ontology annotation, molecular function: pre-mRNA 3'-splice site binding; metal ion binding. Gene Ontology annotation, cellular component: U2AF complex; spliceosomal complex. The record is from RefSeq and is a predicted model, not a curated record. The transcript is spliced from 2 exons. Lineage: Eukaryota; Metazoa; Arthropoda; Insecta; Hymenoptera; Diprionidae. Bases 314 to 1915 code for a protein of 533 amino acids. Gene Ontology annotation, biological process: mRNA splicing, via spliceosome.
CAGUAUCUCGCGUUGGCUUGUGUCUGUAGUGAAUGAAAACUUUUGAAAGUAGGACUCAGGCGUUUCUGUCUCUUUAAAACUGUUGCGAGAGAAAUAAUACGGUUGUAAAAAUAUUUCGGGUGAGACUGAUGUGAGUGAAUUUAAUUUACCGCGCGGCAAUAUGGCCGCCGUUACAAUCCAGUCCUUCUCGGCAGUGGUGUCGUCUGCUAGAUCGAACUGUCAAGCCGGGGAGAAAUAUCGCGAGAAUAAUUAAAUCAAUUUGCACCACCAGCCUCGGUUUGAAAACGACACAAGUAACUCACGAUGCUAGAUAAUGGAACCAGCGAUCGUCGAAAGGCUCAGUCAUAAGGCAUGGCGGCGCCAAGCAAAAAAGGAACGACGCAGGAGAAUCCGGACUCGCGAGGCUCGCGCGCGCGACGCUGACGCCGAACGGCUUGACGCCAAACUAAAGAAGAACCCCGAUUAUUUAAACUGGCUGGAAGCACAGCGCGUCGAGGAAGAACGCAGAGCCAAGGAGGAAGCCAAGGAACACGAGAUUCGGGAACGAGAGUGGCUGGAGGAAGAGCUUCGUGCGCAAAAAGAGUGGCGGAUCCAACAAGAACGGAAGGCUAAAGCUCGUCAGGAGCAGCUGGACCAGGAGGCACGAAUCCGCAAGGAGUUCGAGGCUAAGCAGGAAGCGUUGCGUUUGAAGAAGGAGGAAGCGCGUCGUAAGGAGGAAGAGGAAUCCCAGAGGCUAGAAGAGGUUCACCGCAACAUCGAGGCGUACAUAGACGACGGAAGAUCUACGCCGGAAGUCCUUCGAGCAGUGACGAAUUCGCAACCUGGGAAGGAACCCUGCCCGUUUUUCUCGAAGACCGGGGCCUGCCGUUACGGCGACACGUGUUCGCGGAAUCACCAGCGGCUCGCGCUCUCCAGGGUGCUCCUGAUUCCCGGUUUUUACUCGCAUUUCUCGCUGGAGAAAAACUCGGCCGAGUACGACACGGACAUCGCGCUCGAGUUUGGGGGCUCCGAGACGCGUCACCACUUCCGGGAAUUCUACAACGACGUAGUGCCGGAGCUGGAAACCUUCGGCAGGAUCAAGACCCUCAAGUGUUGUCGCAACACGGAGAUCCAUCUUCGCGGCAACAUGUACGUCGAGUACUACGAAGAACGGGACGCGGCCAGAGCGCUGCGCAGCCUGAAGGGCCGCUGGUACGCGGGUCGGCAGCUCAACUGCGAAUUUGCGAAUGUCCAGUCGUGGCGCAACGCGAUUUGCGGUAUGCCCAAGUGCCCCAAGGGCAGGUCCUGCAACUUUCUCCAUACCUUCCGCAACCCCCGGGACGAGUACGACGUCAAAAGCCCUCAGAGGCCCAGGACGAGGCGCGGAUCCAGUCACCAUGACCAGAGAACAGCCUCGGCCAGGUCCUCGAGGCCAGAGCAGGAGUCGGCUAGAGGAUCGGGCUGGAUGCGCGAAGAAAGCGCGCGGAACUGGCGGUGGUCCGAUUCCUCCGAUUCGGCGGGAGAGACGCCAACUAGAGCGUCGAGGGCGGAGGAGAAGCGAUUGAGAAGCCCGAGGAAGAGACCGAGAGAUGAGAAGUCGCGAGUAAAGCAAAAGAAGAAGAAGAGGACGCGUGAAGACAGGACGGAAAAAGAACGCGAGAGGAACGGGAAGAGUCGCGAGGCCGGCGAGAAACGGAAAGACCGCGCGAAAAAAAGGGACUCCGCAAAGAAAUUGGAAAGGACCAAAUGGGACGAUGAAAACUACGAACUCAUGGACUCUGGGAGUGAAUCGAAUCACUCCGAUACCGGAAACAGCAGACGAAGACGACGGAAACGUUCCAGGCGGAGCCGAAGUCGAUCCUGGAGUCAGGAUCAGCCCACCGAAGCAUCGGAGUCGGAGGGCAACGGAAGAAGCAGCAAAAUGCCGCAUAGAUAGUCGUGCACUUUACUCAAGGAGGAAAAACACGCUGUAAGCUGUUCGCUCUGCCACACAAUCGAAAAGAAAAGUUUGGAUAGUUUCGUGUUGGUUUAAUAUCGAUAUAACUCGUAUAUACAUGUUAUAUCUUCGAAUCCAAAUGGUGCUCGGCAGGAUUGUUGACAGUAACCAAAGUGCCACAGACUCGACUGCGAGGACACAGUGAAAUG